Molecule: messenger RNA, 210 nt
Organism: Funneliformis caledonium
Lineage: Eukaryota; Fungi; Glomeromycota; Glomeromycetes; Glomerales; Glomeraceae
Source: the annotation of a GenBank genome assembly
AUGAUAACUGAUGAGGAAAUUAUAGAAUUAAUGAAAGAACCAGAAGUAGAACCAAAUAAUGAAGAACCAGAAAUUCCUAUUAUCAGUAAUUAUGAAGCACUAGUAGCACUUAACCAAAUAAUCAUAUAUGCAGAACAAAAAUCUUAUAAAAUUGAUUUUCCAAAGGAUCAAAUUCAGAAUGCAGAUAAGGCUAAUACUAGUAAAGAAUAA